Durotheca rogersii is the source of this 393-nucleotide messenger RNA. RefSeq lists its product as uncharacterized. NCBI's taxonomy places the organism in Eukaryota, Fungi, Ascomycota, Sordariomycetes, Xylariales, Xylariaceae. The annotation marks the transcript as partial. The transcript has a single exon. The record is from RefSeq and is a predicted model, not a curated record.
GGGAAUGUUCCAAAUAAGCGUUGCCGGCAGAAGGGUAGGGUAAGGCUGUAAUAUCGCAUCGCAUCGCAUCGCAUCGUAUCGUAUCGCAUCGACGAGAUCAGUUAAUGACAAAACCACCCGCGACAGCGCAGGUGAGGGAUGGUAUCGUGCGCUUGGACGGGUGAACUGGCCUCGCUCCUCGCCCUGCCCUCUCCAUACGCCACCAGCCGCUGUCAACCAACAUCCCUUGACUUGCGGUACAACCCUGCUCUAUACUUAUUACAGAGAGGCAUGUAUGUAUGUGAGUACCUAUCUCCCUUCACAACACCUGUCCGUGAAUGUAUAUAUAUGUACCCACAUACGUUCGACGAUACUACACCUACAUAUAGGUAGGUAUGUAUAUGGUCCCCUUCC